AUGGCGAUGAGUCAGAUGAGUGGACAUCAGGAAAAGGAUGAAAGGGACAUUCAAAGAGCCCCUGGCGGCUUGCGGCUCUUUUCACUGUUUGGGCGUCGGAAGUCUCCACCGACUGAAGAGGAGGAUGCAGCAGCAACAAAACAAACAGUGGUAGAAAAAGUAACAUCAAAGGCGAAGUCAACUGUGGCAGAUGCAGCAAGCACACUAGAAGGGAGGACAGAAGUCGCCUAUCGCACAUACACCCGCAGACCAACCUUAACGCUUGCUGAGCUACCUAAACGCGUUAUUGAAUGCCAGUAUGCUGUGCGGGGUCCCACCGUGGCGCUGGCCAGGGAGCUGGCGGAACGCCUUGCCGCGGGAGACACGACAUUGCCUUUUAAGCGCCUCAUCUACGUAAACAUAGGAGAUCCACAAGCGCUUGGUCAGCCACCCAUAUCUUUCUUCAGGGAGGUUGUGGCAUGCGUCAUGUACCCCCCGCUUAUGGGGCUUUCCCUCCAUUCCAACGCUGUCGCCCGCACACCGUCAUUAGACAAGCGCACGCUAGAUGCUCCAAACGGCCUCUUUGAAGACUCCAAGGUGCCUCAGGAACAUGAGCAGAAUGACUCGGCCCUCAAUUUCUGCCCCAAAGAGUUCAAGGUUCCUUUUCCCGAAGAUGUCAUCUGCAAGGCGAAGGAAUACCUUGCAGCUGUUGGCUCUCUGGGGGCUUACUCGCACUCUCAGGGGGUUCUAGAGCUACGACAAAAGAUCGCACAGUGGUUUACGGAACGGGACGGGUUCCCGGCGAAUCCUGAUGGUAUCUUUCUAACAGAUGGGGCCUCUGCUGGCGUCGCUCGUCUGGUAGAGGUCUUGUACAGGGGACCUGAGGAUGGCCUCCUCAUUCCAAUACCGCAAUAUCCACUCUACGGAGGGCUCCUGACAAGGAUUGGAGCGCGAGGAGUCGGCUAUUACUUAGACGAAGACACAGGGUGGUCUCUUAGCGUAGCGGAGAUGGAAAGGGCCCUUGCAGCUGCACGGGCUGAAGGCACACACGUUAGGGGCCUAGUCGUGAUAAAUCCUGGAAAUCCCACUGGCCAGCUAAUCAAGGAAGAGCAACUCCAAGAGGUCGUGCAGUUCUGCCACAGGGAGGGCCUUGUGCUGCUGGCAGAUGAGGUCUACCAAGAAAACGUGUAUGGGAAUACGCCCUUUGUCUCGUUGCGAAAGGUGGCACUGAGGCUCAACGUGGAUGUGACAAUUUUUUCCUUCCACAGCAGCAGCAAGGGCCUUGUUGGAGAGUGUGGUUUUCGGGGGGGCUGUAUGCUUAUAGAAAACAUCGGCGAAGAGGUGAAGCAGCAGCUCUAUAAGCUGUCUUCUAUGUCGCUGUGUUCUAACCUCCUUGGUCAACUCAUGAUGUGCAAUCUUUGCAAUCCUCCAAGGCCUGGAGAACCUUCCUACGAGAACUACGUGCGCGAGAAAAAAACAAUUUAUUCCACUAUCAGGAGGAAGGCGGAUAUGGUGUACAAGCACCUCAAUGCCGUCCCUGGAAUCACCUGUCAAAGGAUUGAAGGCAGCGUCUUUGGAUUUCCUCGAAUAGAUAUCCCGAAAAAGGCCCAGGAGGCAGCAGCCUUGGAGGGUUUGGCUCCAGACCUGUUCUUCUGUCUCGAGCUGCUCAAGGCAACAGGUAUUGUAGGGGUUGCUGGAAGCGGCUUUGGGCAGAAGGAGGGAACCUUCCAUGUCAGGAUCUGCAUCCUCCCAGAUGAGGCACUGCUGGCAGAUAUGACAGAAAAGUUUGGAAAAUUUUAUCUAGAGUUUGUUCAGAAAUACAGGGACUAA
Molecule: messenger RNA, 1809 nt
Organism: Cyclospora cayetanensis
Lineage: Eukaryota; Apicomplexa; Conoidasida; Eucoccidiorida; Eimeriidae
Product: alanine aminotransferase 2
Exons: 8
Coding region: 1-1809 (602 amino acids)
Biological process (GO): biosynthetic process
Molecular function (GO): pyridoxal phosphate binding; L-alanine:2-oxoglutarate transaminase activity
Source: RefSeq, a predicted model, not a curated record